Molecule: messenger RNA, 12964 nt
Organism: Bursaphelenchus xylophilus (pine wood nematode)
Lineage: Eukaryota; Metazoa; Nematoda; Chromadorea; Rhabditida; Aphelenchoididae
Source: the annotation of a GenBank genome assembly
AUGGCGGAAUCCGCUGAUGGUGCGGUCCGAAAACUCCGCUCAGAUGUGGCGAGGCAAAUCUCAACGGGCCAAGUGAUUGUUUCGUUGAUGGGAGCCUGCAGGGAAUUGAUUGACAACGCCUUGGAUGCAGGCGCUUCAACUGUUGGUAGGUGAAGAUGAUUUUUGUCUAAAUUGGGUUGAAAUAAGGUGUGCAGGCGUCGUAAAAUAGGAUGAAAAUUGUGUCUGAAGUCUGUAGAGUUUCGGAGAGGCAAAAUUUUCGAAAAACGGGAGAAAAAAAUUUGGAGUUGGAUAAGGGGGGACCAAGGCAAGAAAUUUUCAAAAAUUUUUCGGGUGGGGUUGAUUUUUUUUUUCUAACUCUCACUGGAUCAUUAGUGGACAGUAUCAUACCUGAAUCGAAAGUUCUUACUUUUAGUUUGCUUUGAAAUUGCUGAAAAUUGUCUCUUUUUUCCAGAAGUCCGUCUCAAAGAGCACGGUGCGGAUGCGUUGGAAGUCAGUGAUAAUGGCCAUGGAAUUUCGUCGGAAAAUUUUUCAUCCCUCGGAAAACCUCAUGCAACCUCCAAACUCACCGAUUUCAACGACUUCAACAGUCUUUUGACUUUUGGAUUCCGAGGCGAAGCACUAAAUGCACUGUGCGCUCUGGGGUAAGAGAUUUUUUUAAUUUUUUUUCGGUUUUUAGGUCCGAAAUUGUGGAAAAUGAAAUCAAAUAGGAUUACAAGACCCUGCAAAAAAUGUAUUUUCUCGGUUUCAGCAAUGUUACAAUCACCACGCGCCAUAAAUUGGCCAAAUUGGGCACUAAAUUAACAUUCUCCCCGACUGGCGAAAUUUUCUCGCAAACCGUCGCAACUCGACCAAUAGGCACUACAGUUUGUGUGGAGAAGCUGUUCCACGCAUUGCCGGUGAGACGAAAAGAAUUUGUGAAGAAUGCGAAGCGAGAAAUGCAUCGGUUGUUGGGCGCAGUUCAAGCAUUCGCAUUGUCCAGAACGGAUGUCCGAUUCACGGUGAGCAAUGGAAACGGAGUGUAAGUUAAGCUGGCAGUUGAGAAAAGACUUUUUUCUUGAAAAAAAUUUCGAAUCAAAAAAAAUUUUUUUUUCAAAAAAUUGCCGAAAAAUUUCAAAUUUUGAUUUUUAUUGUGUCAUUACACGGUAAAUAGUUCUGUUAUAGCACUGUAGAAUCGGUUUUAGAGCCUAUUCUUAACUUUUCGAUUUUUUUUCACUCCUGCACAGUGCAUUUUCUUGUCUUGUAAUUGAUUGCACUGUGCGAUGACAACUGCAAAAAAGUUGUUCAAUAUCUCGGUUGCCACUGCACACCAAGAGCUAAAAUUUUCGCUAUUUAAUUAGCGGCCCAUAUAGACUCUUUUUGCAAGACUUGAAGGAAAUCGGAAGGUUACACUUGGCGCACUUGCCUUUGUGUCUACUACAAUAUAAUGAAAAAUAACGCCAGCCAAGGUGCGCCUUAUGAGUGUGUAUUUCAAAUUCAAGACAAGCUCAUAGUUAAAAUCAAGGCGGCCUGGAAAUGAUCACUUGUUUCUCAUCACAAAAAUCCACAGGAUGAAAAUGAGCGACACCGCCACGGAGGUCAUUACAUAUGCCUGAAAUUGGCAAAGAAUCGAGGGUAUAGCUUUGGGGAGGCUCAAACUUACAAAGCAGACGACAAGAAGGGUGAUUCGUGGUUGGGGCAGGCCUGCAACUCCAUAAAGAACCGUUUCAACCACGCCCAGCAAACUGGUGAAGGCAUAUCCGGACAUAAACUGGAAAAGAAAAUUUAGUUGGGGAAAUUAGAGGGAUAAAGAAGAAAAAAUAGGUGUUGAAGAGUUGAUUCCGAGAGAAUACAGUGGCGGACCUGAUACAGUGGCAAAAAACCUAUAAUUUUGCAUCCGGGAAGUACCAAAAAAUGUAGCAAAAUACCUCCCUCUCCAAGUGAAAAAACUCCGAUUUCAAAAUCGCGCCCGCCCUUUUUGUGAGGGCCCUUCAAACGGAGUUUUUUCACUUGAAGAGGGAGGUAUUUUGCCACAUUUUUUGAUACUUCCCGGAUGCAAAAUGGUACGUUUUUUGCCACUGGAUCAGGUCCGGCAGGUAUGUUGUCAAUUGGGAAAGUUGGCAAUUGGGAAAAGAUACAAUUGGGGAAACUGAGAAAUAUUUUUCUUCUUGCAUGUACAGUGCCGGACUUGAUCCAGUGGCAAAAAAAUCUACUAUUUUGCAUCCGGGAAGUAUCAAAAAAUGUGGCAAAGUGCCUCCCUCUCCAACUAAAAAACUCUGUUUUGAAGGGCCUUUGCAAAAAGAGACCCUUCGAAAUCGGAGUUUUUUCACGUAGUAAGGAAGUAUUUUGCCACAUUUUCUGAUACCUCCCGGUUGCAAAAUGGUACGUUUUUUGCCACUGGAUCAGAUCCGGCACUGUAAGUUUUCGAAAUGAGGAUAAUCGAUGGCGUUGAUUUCAAAAAUCAUAUUCAUUUUUUUUGAUCGUUACUUUUUUCUUAAAUAGUGUUGUAAAGUAGUAAUUUAUCGAUUUUUUUCACAAAAAUGCCCGAUUCAGGGUUUUUUUCGAUGGUGCUGAUUUCAAAUCACGAAAAAUGAAUGUCACUUUUGAAAUCAGCACCAUCGAAGACCCCUGAAUCGAGUAUUUGUAAGAAAAAAAUCGAAAAAUUACUAUUUUACAGUACCGCUUAAAAAAAGUAACGAUCAAAAAAAUCAAUAUGAUUUUUGAAAUCAACGCCAUCAAUUAUCCUAAUUUCGAAACUUACCUACAAGAAAAAUAAUAUUUCUCAGUUUCCCCAAUUGUCUCUUUCCCCAGCUGUCAACUUCCCCAAUUGACAACGUUCCUAUUCUCUCAUAAUCAACCUUCCCAACCGUCGCUCCGCCGGAGAGAAAAAACCCACCACAAACGGCGGAAUCCUAUCCUUCAUCCUGACGGAGGAGUACAUAAAGUGGAUAAAGAUCAGUAGAAUGGUCGAAAUGCACGUGAAACUGAAUGCCACCACGAUUUUCACAUCCGACUGCCAGUCAUAGAGGAAGAGGACCAGAGUUAUGGGGACUAGACGGGUUUGCUGAAACAAAAAAAUGUUAGACUAGGCGUAAGCUGGGCCUGAGUGGCUGAACUGAAGUUUGAAGCCCGGCUUGGUUUUCGGAGCGGAAUUUUUGUUUGAUCUGUGUCCAAAAACGUCUCCAAAUGCAUCCAGCAGACAUUUUUAAUGCUUCCGCAUGCCUUCUUUUAGUGAUGAGCAUGCGGAAGCAUUGAGAAUGUCUCCUGGAUGCAUUUGGGAACGUUUUUGAACACUGCACUCAAACUUUUGUGUUGCAGGUGGACAGUUUUUCUUUUUUGGUCAGAAACAAGGGAGUAGAACCUCCAUUUUCUGGCCCGUUCAAAAAAAAACAGCUUUUUUUUGUAUUUUCCGGGCUGCGCCCGAGGAGUCUUCCUUCUUGGCCAAAAAAUGUUCGGGAACCUGGAAUUUUAAGGGCAGAAUGAAGGGAUGUAAUGUUUUUGACUUGUCUGCCAUCUCAUAUGGGGUGAAAAAUUUGAGGACUAGCCAAAAGCGAGUUUUUAGUGAAGGCUCGGGCGCAGCUCGGAAAAAAUUUUUUUUUGUGGCGGGGCAAGAAGUGAGCUUUUGGCUUUUUAACUGGGUGAAGGCUUUGCCUGAAAGUGAAGAAAAAGUUUGAGGGCUAGCCAAAAAACAGUUUUGAAUCAAGGCUCGGGCGCAGUUCGGAAAAAAUUUUUUUGGAAUGAGCCAGACAAGUAAGCCAACAAGCAGUUUUUUUUCGAGUAGUUUAGAGAAGGCAUAACUUACAAAAAUAAACUGGCUGAGAAACGACUGAAUCCGCAGUCGCAUCGUGCCCGGCCUGGCAUGGACCGGCGGCAUUGUCCGCGCCGUGCGCUCACUCUUCUCGACGUUGGCCUUUUUGCCCUUUCUGCUUCUGGCGGAACUCCGCUGACUCCGUUUCGAACCGUUCUUCAUUUUUGAUAUCCAACGGAAUUGCGAGAAAAAAAAAUUCUUGAAAAUUUUUUCGAAAUUUUUUUUCAAAUUUCGAAUUAAAAUUUUCGGUUUCAGAAAAUCCUUUCAAAUUCUCAACUCGCCUGGCAAUAAUUCGCCCGUAAUGCAGGUGAUGACCUCGCUUUUUGGGGCUUCGGUGUCCAAAAAAUCUCUGAUUCCGAUCAAAUCGGCCGAACCGGAUGAGAAAUGCCUCGAAAUUUACGAACUGCCCAAUGACGAGGCGGUGAAAAAGGAAUGCGAACAGAUCACGCUGACUGGCUAUGUGAGCAAUUGUGAGGCUGGUAGGUCAUUUGUAAUGACGAUUUGAGGUCAUCGAAAGAAAAAUUUUGAAUUUUGCUCAAUUUUUUUUUUUUUUUUUUUUUUUUGAGUUUUGCUCGAUUUUUUUGGAUUUUUCCUUUGUUUUUUUAAAUUUUUUGAUUAAAAAAGCAAAUAUAUCACGUUUUUAUAGGAAAUGGACGGCAUGUAAGCGAUCGACAAUUUGUCUUUAUUAAUAAACGACCAGUCGAUCAUGCCAAAGUAAGUGAAUAAAAAAGUGCUCUCGAUUUUGUUCAAAUUUUGCAUGGAUACUCUAAAUAGACCGUAUAUUAAUCCCUGAAAAUUUUGUCUCACCCUUUGCAUCCACAGCCGAGAUAUUAGGCAAUCUUUUUUUUCGAGAGAGCACGCUAAAUGAGGAGAGACUGUCAGAGAAAAACGACUAGCUUUUUUGGCUAUGUCUUCGCGAAUUUUGCUUGGAAAAAAUGAUUUUUUAUUAGAAUAUUGUACUCCCCAUAUGUAACUGACUUUGUUUUAGUUGAAGCCAAAAAUUUGAAAAAAAAAUUUUUUUUGGGAAUUUUUCGAACUUUUUUUGAAAUUUUGGGCUUCAAUAAACCAAGAUUUGGUACAUGUCUGGAGCAUAAUUUUUCUACAAAAAAUCUAUUUUUUCCGAGCAAAAUUCGCGAAGACAUAUCCAAAAAAAUAGUUUUUCUCUGACUGUCUCUCCUCGUUUUGCGUGCUCUCUCUCUAAAAAAAGAUUGCUUAAUAUCUCGGCUGUGGGUGCAAAGCGUGAGACAAAAUUUUCUGAGAUUAAUAUGUGGUCUAUUGAGAGUAUUUAUCCAACGUUUGAAGAAAAUCGGAGGGUGUUGUUUUGGGGUACCCCAGAUUUUUUUUGAUUUUGAGAUUUUUAGAAAAAUUUUUUAUUUUUUUUUUGCUUUUUUAUAUUUUUUGAAUGUUAAUUUAUUUUUUAUAUUUUUUAGCUCUGCAAAAUUGCCAACGAGCUGUACAACGUCUUCAACAAGAAUUCCUACUGUAUUUUAGUCCUCUUUAUCGAAGUUGAUCCAUGUGAGUUCAACGUAAAAUUAUUUAUGUUUUUCCAGCCCAACUGGACGUGAAUGUCACCCCGGACAAGAGGAUUGUCUACUUGCGGAAUGAGAAGGAGCUUUAUGCCAAAUUCCGAGCCUCUUUGUUGGCCACGUUCGAAAGUGUGGCGGGAAAAAAUACGGUGGCCAGAGAGACGUUGCCCACACAGAGCCAGAUGUUCACCGCGAAGGAUUGUGAGUCGAAAUUUGAUGUGUAAACAAAAAAAUGAAAAAAAAAAUUUUUUUUGGUCGAAAAAAUUUUUUGGUCGAAAAAAAAUUUUGGUCGAAAAAAAUUUUGAUCAAAAAAAUUUUUUGGUCGAAAAAAAAUUUUUGGUCGAAAAAGAAAUUUUGGUCGAAAAAAAAAUUUGGUCGAAAAAAAUUUUUGGUCGAAAAAAAUUUUGGUCGAAAAAUUUUUUUUGAUCAAAAAAGCUUGUAAAUAUACAUUUCCUUAUUUUUUUACCUCACAUUUUGCAUAAAUCAUUGGAAUUUUUUGCCAAAAAAUUUCCAAAUUUCCCAUUUUUCCAAUAAUUUUUUUUUCAACUUUUAGUCCCCGCCAAUGACAGUAGAACCGAUGACUACGACCUGUAUGGAUCGCCCGCCUCUUCACCACGCCCAGAACCCGUCAAUAUCUCGGGAAUGUUGAGGAAUGAACGGGAGGAGAAGGGCAAAAGAGGCAAAGAAAAACAACGAAAGGAACGGUCGGAAAAAGGACCUCCGCCACUGAAAAGACCCUGCACCAUGGACAGUUUUGUCAACAGGCUGAGCAAAAUGGUAUGUUUAGGAGUUGUAGGGGAUGUAGAAGGCAAAAAAAAUGAAGGAGGUUUAGGUGAAUUUUGAGAAUUUUUUAAAAACGCGAUUUUUCUCUAAAAAAUUGAAAUUUUUCGAUUUUUACUGCGGAUUUAGCUGUGGUUGACCCUAAUUUUUUAACUAAAAAUUGUUUCAGGGCUUGGUUUAUUGUUGAGAAUGAGUUUUGAGAUAAAAUCCGCAAAGGUUGGGCAAGGGGGACCAAAAAAUUUUUUUCUGAAAACUUGGUCCCAUCUUACCACACUUUUUUCAAAACGUGUUAUUGAGUUUCCUAGGCCUUUAUUAUAUCAUUUGCGAUGUCUUUGACAAAUUUGGAGUAGAUUUGUCAUCAAAUUUUAGAAUUUUUUUUGAUUUUCCAAAAAUUUUUUCUCCCAAAAAUAAAAUUAUUUUUUCGUUUCAGGAAGAUGUUGUUUCGUCUCCCCGACUUACUCAAACAGUCCAACUACAAAGCCGCUUGAAUGCAGAUGACUUUCACAGCGAAAUCGACCGCAGCUUUUUGGCGAAUUCGACGGCUUUGGACGAGGUUAUCAACCUGGAGAAUGAUGGGGAAUUUAAUUCAAAUCGGAUCAGUGGAGGUGAUCAGGGUGAAGUUAGAGGUCUUACAGAAGAGACAUUGUCUCAGGAUAGUCGAAAUGACACGACAUUUGAGGAUAUUCCAGUGGGAAGUGGGCUAAAAUUGAUCCCGAUAUUAUCCAUGCCACCUGAAGAAAAUUCGAAAAAUUUUGAUGAAGAUUGCGUUGAUGGUGAAGAUAAUGAUGAUCAACGCGACGAAGAAGGAUUUUUGGGGCUCUCUGAGGAAGAUUAUGUCCCGUUGUGGAGGGAGAUUGAAGAAUCGGACGUCAGAUCGGAGGUGUUUUCAUAUAACUUUAGGUCUCAAAAGACCCAAAACAACUUGGAAGAAGAGCACGAAAAGUGUUGUGAAGAGUCUACAAGCGAUUUGGAUGUAAUUUCCAACACGGAUUUUGACGAACCACCCGAGAAAGCGGAAGAAAAAUUGAAUUUGAUGCUGAAGUAGGGUCAAGUGUGAUAUAAAGUGAGAUAAAAAAUUUUGUUCCCUUUUUCAGAGCAGAAAACUUUGCGGAGAUGGUGGUGAUAGGCCAAUACAAUAAUGCCUUCAUAUUGGCUCGACAUGGGCAAGAAAUUUUUUUGAUUGAUCAGCAUGCCGCCGAUGAGAAGUACAACUUCGAAUGGCUGCAGAAAAACGCGAAAGUCAAGUCGCAAGGAGUGUGUGAGUAAGUGUUUUGGACUGUUUGUUGGUUUUUAGGAAGUCGGAGAGAAAUUUGGAGGAGAAUUUUGUAGUAAUUUGGUAGUCGCACUGUGCAGAAGUUUGAUUUUUUUGGUCGGAAAAUUCAAAAAAAAUUGUCAGAUUUUGAUAAAACUUGGCUGAAAUGUGGAAUAAAGUGGUUUAAAGCGACUAAAAAAAGUUUUAGGCCGCGUUUUGCAGAAGUCAGGGGUUUUUUGAUCAAAAAAUAAAAAAAAAAAUUUUGAAAAUUUUAUUUUUUUAUUCGAAAUAAAAAAAAUAUCUUAAAAAACAAGAUUUUUAUCAAGUUUUCCCCUAAAAAUCUCGACUUUUUGAGAAUUAAAAAAACAUUUUCAAAAUUUUUUUUUCCAGCCAACGUCAAAUGUCCCUCGGCCCCGUGGAAGAAGCUGUCCUUAUUUCUCACCUGGACAUCCUCGCAGCCAGCGGCUUCGAAUUCGAAGUGAAUGAGCAGGCUCCGUCCGGCCAAAGAGUCCUGUUAGCCUCCGUCCCAACAGUUUGUGGCUGGCACUUCGAUGCAUCAGACAUUGAGGAGUGCAUCUCCGCCCUACGCCAAUUCCCCUCAACCAUGUAUCGACCGGUGAAACUGCGGAAAAUUUUCGCUUCGAAAGCGUGCAGAAAAUCGGUCAUGUUCGGGGACACAUUGAGCAUGGAGAAGAUGGUCAAAAUUGUCAGACAUAUGGGCGCUAUGGAGCAGCCGUGGGUGAGUAAUAAAAUUUUUUAAAAAAAUUUAAAAAAAUAAAAAAAAAAAUGAAAAUUCACAAAAAAAAUUUUUUGAAUAAAACAAAAUUAAUUUAUUUCUCAAUUUUUCAAAUUUGAAAGAUCGACUAGUCCGUCCAGAAAUACGCCGGACUGAUUUUUGCCGUUUGCACUGUGCGAAAAAAAGUCAGGGUGCGAGCGACAGCCGAAAAGCGAUUGCACGGUGCAAAAAGCAAGAAAAUUGCACGGUGCAAAGAAAACCUUUGUUUUGUCGCCGAUUUCAGUCCGGCGACUUUGCGGAAGGCAAUUGCACUGUGCGAAAAAAGGUCAGGGUGCGAGCGACAGCCGAAAAGCGAUUGCACGGUGCAACGAGCAGGAAAUUGCACAGUGCAAAAAACAAAAAAUUGCACAGUGCAAAGUGAACUUUUGUUUUGUCGCCGAUUUCAGGCUGGCGACUUUGCGGAAGGCAAUUGCACUGUGCGAAAAAAGGUCAGGGUGCGAGCGACAGCCGAAAAGCGAUUGCACGGUGCAAAAACCCGCAAAUUGCACGGUGCAAAGAAAACUUUUGUUUUCGCACAGUGCAUGUCGCCGAUUCCAGUCCGGCAGACCUUGAAAUUUGGAAAAAUUGGGAAGAUAAAUUAAUUCUAUUUUAUUAAAAAACCUUUUUUGUGGUAAUGUGAUAAAAAUUGGUUUAAAUUUAGUGAAAAUUUUUCUAAAAGUAUAUUUUUUUAAAAUUUCCAAAUUUUUCGGUCGAAAAAAAUCGACAUUUUCAAAAAAAAAAAAAAAAAUUAUUUGAUUUUCACAAAAAUGAAUUUUAUAGCAAUUUUUUACUUGAAAAUCCCCCAAAAAAAUGUUUUAGAACUGUCCCCACGGUCGCCCAACAAUUCGGCAUGUUUGCACGUUGAAGGAUCAGAUUGAAGCUCCACUCUCCGAAUGCGAUGAACAAGAAGAAUCGUCGCAAGAAACGGAUAUCACUUUUGAUAUCAGCAUGGAUGAGGAGACGUUUGAGAAGGAAAAUUUGAAUGAAACGCAAUAUGAGGGGGAAAUUUGUGAGUUUUUUUGAUUUUUUUUUUUUUUUUUGAAAUUUGCGAAAAAAAAUAUAUAUUUUGAUUUUUUAAAUAUUUGGGAUUUUAAAAUAUUUUUUGUCAGUAUUUUGCAGAAAUAAUGGGGAUUUUUAAACCCAAAAAAUAAAAAAAAAUUUUUUUUUUUUGAAAUUUUUUCUGUUAAAAUUGAAGAGAAAAACUUAUAAAUUUUGAUGGAGCCUAGCAAAAAUUUAGAUUUUGUAGUUUUUUAAGACAAAUUUAAGAUUUUUUGCGUCUAUUUUGCAGAUACAAAUCCGUUCGGAAAGUCACAAUUUUCGCACGGUGCAAACGGCUGAUUUUUGCUGUUUGCACUGUGCGAAAAAAUUCAGGGUGCGAGCGACAGCCCGAAAAAGCAUAUUGCACUUUUUGAAAGUUCUAAUAGCAGCAUCGAGAUUUUUAGGUCGAUCUUGAAACUUCUGGGGUAAAAAAUUGAAUUUAUUUGUUUUCAAAAAAAAAAAAAAUAAUUUAUAAAGUACUUUUUCUUGAUCUAUCCUUCAAUUUCUCACCUUCUAAAAACGGCUCCAGUCUACAAAAGGAUGUGGUUCAGACGCUGUUUAUUUGCCCUGUUCCCAACAUCCAAAAACUGAAUGUGGUCGGUCCCGAAUCGUGACCUCCAAAAGUCGCACGUCUCUAUUACUUUCUCACCUUUUUUUUGGUUUCUUGGUGCGCCAAAAUUCGGUCGAUUAUGUUUACUUUUUGCGCGGUAGGUGCUGUUGAAAGUAAAAUAGGGUAAAGUCAUGGUUAUGACGUUGGUGGAGCAUGAUGUUUUUCAAAAUUGAAGGCUGAAGACGGUAGAGUUCUUGAGAAAUUGGUGUCCUCUCAGCAUAAUUUUUUGGUGAUUUUAAAGGUUUUAAAGGCAUGUUUCAGAUUUCUACGUCGUAUUUUACAAGGCCCACGGGGAUUUUUAAGUUAAAGCUUCUCUUUAGGGAGAACAAAUUUUGAUUUUUUUUUGAUUUUUGAGGAGAAUUUUGCGUUUUGCGAAACAUUUUUCUUACUAGCUGGCCAAUAAAUCACGGAAGAGAAUUCGAUAAAUUUAGCUGUUUUUUAAAAUUUUGCGAAAAUUUUUUAUUUUUAAAAAGUUUCUUGGUACUCACAGGCAUGACUUUCUCAGUGAAUCACGGAUUAAUCUCUUACGCUGCCUCAGGCUAAAAUCAAAAAAAUUACGUAAAACGCGAAAAAAUAUUGAGCUCCUAUGGCUUAGAAUACACUAUUUUCUACUCCAAAAAACAAUGACUACCUUGUGGGGAUUAUGGCCUUGUUGUUUUAUUACCACAAUUUCCGGUCGAUUUAUCGGCUGAGAAAACGUCGAGACAAGGCGUAAGCAGAUUGAUGGAUAACCUGAAGUCGACAAAAAAGUCGAGAAAGAGUUCGAAAUAAGCCUGGGUUUGUGAUCAGAAAGUAUCACUGAUGCAAAAAGAAAGCUUUAGAAAGCUACAGUGAGGGACCAGAUCCAGUGGCAAAAAACGUCUCAUUUUGCAUCCCGGAAGGGACCAAAAUGUCUCCAAACCUUUCCCUUCUCUAAGCUAAAAAACCCCGCUUGAAGAGCCCGCCUUAACGGAAAGGGUGCGCUUUUCAAAGCGGAGUUUUUUAGCAUAGAGAAGGGAAGGGUUUGGAGAUGUUUUGGUCCCUUCCGGGAUGCAAAAUGGGACGUUUUUUGCCAUUGGAUCAGGUCCCUCACUGUACUGCACUAAAUUAGGUGAUAGUUGUAAGGCUUUACGUGAUGCUUUCUGAUCUCAAACCCAGGCUUAUUUCGACCUUUUUCUCGACAUUUUUUGUCGGCUGAAGAUUACCUAUGUAUCAGUCUGUUUACGCCUUGUCUCGACGUUUUCUCAGCCGAUAAAUCGACCGGAAAUUGUGAUAACAGAAGGGCAAGACAAUAAUCCCCAAAGGUAGUCAUUGUUUUUUGGAGUAGGAAAUAGUAUAUUCUUAGUCAUGGGAGCUCAAUAUUUUUUCGGGUUUUGCAUAAUUUUUUUUGAUUUUAGCCUGUGGCAGCGUAAGAGAUUAAUCCGUGAUUCACUGGGAGAGUCAUGCCUGUGAGUAACAAGAAACUUUUUAAAAAUCAAAAAUUUUCGCAAAAAUUACAAAACAGCUAAAUUUAGCAAUUUUUUCAGCGAAAAAAUUCCGUUGAUUUCUGCAAAGCGCGAGCUAAAAGGCUCAAUUAUGGAAAAAAUUUUAAAAUAAAAAAAUUUUUGACUAAAUUUUUGCCAAUUUUUACCGAAAUCUAAAAGCUUUUUGGCACAGUGCAAAAAAAUUUUUUUUUCAACUUGCACUGUGCAUUUUGAAAAAAUGAUCUCCUUGCAAAAAAAACCUUUAUUUACACAGUUGGAGCCCAUUAUUUUGCCUCUAUCCACGUAAAAUUCAAACACCGUUGCCUACUGUUGUUGACCUUUUAGCUUGCGGACAUGUCUCCCGCCGAAAACCCGCGUGUAUUUGCUCAAAAUCGACCGUAAUCUUCGAAAAAAGUUCGAGCCCGGUGGGGUUCCGCACGUGGCAAAACAACCCGAAAGAGAAGCCAGGCGCUCUGCCAAAUGUUGACUCAAACGUUGUUGUAUAUAACAAAACAAUACCCAUUGUUACAACAAACAGGAAAUUUUUUUCUUUUAAGGUGGUCUUGGCUUGAUCCCGACAUGAAAUGCGACCGAAAACGGCCCGAAAUCGCGGUUGAAAUUUUGGUUCCGGAUUUUUGUUGUCUCAAAAAAAGAUUUUUUUUCGGUUUUUUGCACUUAUUUUGAAGGUAUUGUAGUCGAAAUGCACGGUAGUAUAAAGUAAAUAUUAUUUCCAAAAAAAAAAUUUGUUACGAAAGUGGAUUAAGUCAACGGGUUUUUUGAAGGUAUAUAAACGCGAGAUUGUAUUCAUAUUUUCGAAAAAAGAAUUUUCGAAUUUUAAGUGUGCUAAAUUUAGAAUAUGAAGUGGACCUUAGUUGUUUUGUUCGUAAUUACGAUGAUUUUGGCGGUUAAUGGAGAGCAAGGUUGGUUGUGUUACUAGUAGGGGUUACUGAGUAAAAAUAGGGCCUAAUAAGCUCAUAGUUUUGAGCCAGAAAGAUGUAAUGGGUCAAAUUUCAAAAGUUUAUGCUGAUUUUUUGGCAAAGGAAGUGUUCAAAGUCCGACGCUUAGAUUUUUUUCAAAUUUUGAGCAUGCAUUGUAUCUUUGCCACACAUUAAUUUCUAAAAAUUUUGGCUCGAGCCUUGCAAGAACAGUCGAGAUAUUCAACGAUCUUUGCCGAUGAGAGAGUACGAAGAAUGAGGAAAGCGGCCAUAGAGAAUUGUAUUUUUCGCUUAUAUCUUUGUGAACUUGGCAUUGAAAAGAACGAGUUUUUGUGGAAAUGUUGCUCACCAUAUCAAACAAAACAGAGUCCUAUGGGAAGUCAGAAUACUGUAUAUGUAUUGCUUCUCAUAUGGUGAGCAACAUUUCCACAAAAAAUCCUUCUUUUCCAUGCGAAGUUCACAAAGGUAUGAGCGAAAAAUACAUGCUAUUCUCUCCGCCGCUCUCCUCCGUAUCCGGGAAGUAUCAAAAAUGUGGCAAAAUACCCCCCUCUAUGACUGAAAAGCGCCUUGGAGUUUUUUUUCACUUGGAGGGGUAUUUUGCUACAUUUUUUGAUGGCUCCCGGAUGCAAAAUGGUACGUUUUUUGCCGCCGGAUCAGGUAGUAUCAGAUAGCUGUGUAAUUUAAAAUAUUUUACGUUUUCUUUCAGAAUUCUCGGUCCUCCGCUCCAUCCUGAAACGGCACGCGGACUCGGUGUGCGGAUGCCCGCCCAAUCAUGCCUGUGUAAUGUACAAAUGCAUUCCUCCCGUACCGGGUCAUCAGUAA